This is a messenger RNA of Lodderomyces pseudojiufengensis, 2199 nucleotides long. RefSeq names its product ubiquitin-binding SDF ubiquitin ligase complex subunit. Gene Ontology annotation, molecular function: protein binding. Lineage: Eukaryota; Fungi; Ascomycota; Pichiomycetes; Serinales; Debaryomycetaceae. The record is from RefSeq and is a predicted model, not a curated record. The transcript has a single exon. Bases 1 to 2199 code for a protein of 732 amino acids.
AUGAAUUUACAAACGAAUUGUGCACCAGAUAAGCAGGUCUCAUCUUCUACUACAACUAAUAAUUUUAAUGAUAUAAUAAGUUCAACAGUCACUUCACCAAUAAUUAAACCACAACAACAACAAGUACCGAUGCAACCUACUCAAAGAUCAACUACUCCUUCUAUAUUAUUACCACCUCAUAAUUUAACUUCUUCAACUACAAAAUCAAAUUUAAUAAAUGAUAAAUCAUAUACAAAUGAUCAUACAAUAAUUUCAAGAGAAUCAACUCCACAACUAGAUACAUCAUUAAAUACUCCUCAAACUCAACAACAACAAAAUACACCAACUCAAGAUGUUUCUGUAGUUACACCAUUUUUAGUGAAACAUAUAAGUGAUCAAAAUCUAAUACCAAAAGAUAAUUUUCAUAAAUAUUGUUAUCGUCAUAAUCCAGAUGUAACAUGUAAUAAACAAACAGAUGAAGUUAAAAUGAAAAAAAUUCAAGAUAAAUUAGAAAAUUUACCAAAUAGAGAUCAAGAAGCUAUAAGUCAUGUUUGGUCAAUUUUUAGUGCUGCUCCAGUACAUCAUAGACAAUUAAUUUUACAAGGUUUAUUAACUCAAUGUUGUUUUCCUCAAUUAUCAUUUAUAUCACAAGAAGUUUCAUCAUUAAUUAAAAUUGAUUUUAUAUCAAUUUUACCACAAGAAAUUUCUUUAAGAAUUUUAUGUUAUUUAGAUUGUAAUAGUCUUUGUAAUGCUGCACAAGUUUCAAGAAAAUGGAAAAGUUUAGCUGAUGAUGAUAGAGUUUGGCAUCAUAUGUGUGAACAACAUAUUGAUAGAAAAUGUCCAAAUUGUGGUUGGGGUUUACCUUUAAUGCAUAUGAAAAGAGCAAGAGAAAUGACUGAAGAUGAUAUAAAACCUAUAAAAAGAAAUGAAGAAGCUCAAGCAGAAGCAGCAGCGGAGGAGCAAAGACAACAAUCAUCACAACCACAAACUGAAGAUUCAUCAUCUCAACAGCAACAACAACAUCCAGCACAGCCUACACAAUCAGAAAAUAUCGAACCUAGUCGAAAAAAACAAAAAACCGAGAAAACAUCCCCAGUUCUUAAAAAAAGACCAUGGAAAUCAGUUUAUUCAGAAAGAUAUAAAUUAGAAAAAAAUUGGAGAAAAGGUAUAUAUAAAUUAAAAUCAUUCAUAGGACAUACAGAUGGUAUAACAUGUUUACAAUUUAAUAGAAAAUAUCUUAUGACUGGAUCAUAUGAUACAACUAUAAAAAUUUGGAAAAUUGAAACUGGUGAAUGUGUUAAAACUUUAACUGGUCAUACAAAGGGAGUAAGAUCUUUAGUAUUUGAUAAUCAAAAAUUAAUUACUGGUGGAUUAGAUUCAACUAUAAAAGUUUGGAAUUAUCAUACUGGUCAAUGUAUUGCUACUUAUAGAGGUCAUGAUGAUGCAGUAGUUAGUGUUGAUUUUUCAAAUAAAUCAAUUGUAAGUGGAUCAGCUGAUCAUACAGUUAGAGUAUGGCAUGUUGAUUCAAGAACUUGUUAUACUUUAAGAGGUCAUACAGAUUGGGUAAAUUGUGUUAAAAUUCAUCCUGGUUCAAAUACUAUAUUUAGUGCAAGUGAUGAUACAACUAUAAGAAUGUGGGAUUUAAAUACAAAUCAAUGUCUUAAAAUAUUUGGAGGUUUAGAAAAUAAUGGUCAUAUUGGUCAAGUUCAAUGUGUUAUACCAUUAACUUAUAAAGAAGAAUUAAUUGAAGAUCAAUUAAGUGAAAAUGAAAAUGAAACUGAUCAUAGUACUUCUUCACAAAAUAAUCAACAAUCUUCAUUAAAUACAAAUAUAAAUACAAACUCAAAUCCUAAUUCAACCACAACAGCAAACAAUUCCAAUUUAACACCAAAUUUAAUACCAGCAACAACUUCAAAUUCUUUACCAACUCAUCUCCUAACAUCAUCAUUAGAUAAUACAAUAAAAUUAUGGGAUGUAUCAACAGGAAAAUGUAUUCGUACACAAUUUGGUCAUAUUGAAGGUGUUUGGUCAAUUGCAUCAGAUACUUUUAGAAUAAUAAGUGGUGCUCAUGAUAGAUUAAUUAAAGUUUGGGAUUUACAAAAUGGUAAAUGUUUACAUAGUUUUGGUAAUUCUUCAAGUGUUUCUUGUGUUGGUUUAAGUGAUUCAAGAUUUGUUUCUGGUUUAGAAAAUGGAGAAGUUAAAAUGUUUUGUUUUGAUUAG